AUGCAUAAAGUACCAACUUCUAGAUCUGCUUCAAGCAAUCGAAUUACAUUAAUUAAUAAACUCAGUUCACCUCUACACACUUAAUAAGACUUAGUUGAUCAAAAAAUCAACUAAAAAGAACUGAUUGAAACAUUACUAAAAACAAUAAAAAGGAAGCCAACUUAAAAUGAGAAACCCUAAAAAAGAAUACGAUCAAAUGCUAAUUCUGGAUAGAAAUUAGUGGAAAUUAAUAAAAAUGUAUUGCACAUAAGAGAUUAUGAAACAGAAUAAUAGACAUUUAAGAAAAUGCUCAAUAAAACUAUUUUACCAAAAGCAUAAUAAUUAUCGAAUUAUACUAUGUUAUAAUUCUUAGGCAAAGGAAAAUAUAGUGAAGUUAAACUAGCUUGUGAAAUCAAUACUGGAAUACAUGUUGCGCUUAAAAUAAUGAAAAAAGAAUAAAUUUGCUCUAUUUGGAAGAGUAUAGCAUAAGAGUUAAAGAUUUAAUAUCUUCUCAAUCAUCCUAAUAUUGUUAAACUAUACACAUUCUUUCAUACAAGUUUUAAUUAUAUUUUAUAUUAUAGGCACUGAAAUUGUAUUAGUAUUAGAAUAUUGUUGUCAUGGAUAAUUACAUAAAUUAUUGAGAUCAUUACCAGAAACAUGUUUUUCUGAAUAGGUAGCCUCAUUCUAUGUUAAAUAAGUUGCUUCUGCUUUAAAUUAUUUACAUAGAAAUGGUAUAAUUCAUAGAGAUAUUAAACCAGAAAAUAUAUUUUUAUGUUACAAUUAGAUUAAAUUGGCUGAUUUUACUCAUUCUAUUUACUCUCCUCAAUAAGAACGAUCUACUUAAUGUGGAUCAUUGGCAUAUAUCUCUCCUGAAAUUGUUAAAGGAGAAAAUUAUGAUAAAAGUACUGAUAUGUGGUCUUUGGGAGUAUUAGCAUUUGAAUUAUGUACAGGAGAAACACCUUGGGAAGAUCUUUCCUAUUAAGAAAUGUAGGAUAUGAUUAUAAGUGGCAAUAUUAGAUUCCCAAAUAAAUUUUCAGAAGAAUUAAGAGAUUUUAUUAGAAAUUUAAUACAUGUAGAUCCAAAAAAUAGAAUGAAUGCUAGGUAAGCACUUAGUCAUCCUUGGCUAAUUGAUUGUAAAUAGGAAAUAUCUUAAUUUACUAUUGAUAUAUGA
Molecule: messenger RNA, 1150 nt
Organism: Paramecium sonneborni
Lineage: Eukaryota; Ciliophora; Oligohymenophorea; Peniculida; Parameciidae
Source: the annotation of a GenBank genome assembly